GAUGGACGACAGUGUGCCCCCACCGACUUGAGCGGUCGAUUUGAGAAAUUAACAGGUACCCCUGUCUUUGUGUUCGAGAUGAAAGUUAACUUUGUACUGGGGAUGAGAUGACGCGAAAAGAACACAGAAAGUCCCGAAUCAUGGACUGGGCGAAGACACUUAAAAAACACCUGGAGAAAAAGAAGAGGAGACCGCCAGAGGAAGUGAAAGCAGAGGAGACAGAAAGAUGUAUUGAAUUGUACAAUAAAUGGAAAGGUCCUAAGAAUGGCAAUGAGGCAUCAUAUGCAGCAAUACCCAAGUUUUAUUAUAAGCUUCCGGCUGAAGAUGAGCUGCUCUUGCAAAAACUGCGGGAGGAAUCUAGAGCCGUGUUUUUACAAAGGCGGAGUCGUGAAUUAUUGGACAAUGAUGAGUUACAGAGUCUGUGGUUCCUGCUGGACAAACAUCACACCCCACCUGUUAUUGGGGAUGAACAGCUAAUAAAUUAUGAGGACUUCCUCAAAGUGGGUGCUCAGGCAGGGCCUAAGUGCAAGCCAUUUUUCACCGCAACAGUUUUCUCCAAACUACUGCAGACUGAUCUCUAUGGCCGAGUCUCUAUCAUGCAAUUCUUUAACUAUGUCAUGAGGAAGGUGUGGCUUCAUCAGACGAGGAUAGGCCUGUCACUUUAUGACAUGGCAGGCCAGGGCUACCUGAAGGAGUCGGAUUUAGAAAAUUACAUUUUAGAGUUAAUACCCACACUGCCACAGUUAAACGGGUUAGAGCGAUCCUUCUAUUCAUUCUAUGUGUGUACAGCAGUGAGGAAAUUCUUCUUCUUCCUCGAUCCAAUGAGGACUGGCAAGAUUAAAAUAAAAGAUAUUUUAGCAUGCAGCUUUCUGGAUGACUUGCUAGAGCUGCGAGAUGAAGACCUGUCCAAAGAGAUGCAGGAGUCAAACUGGUUCUCUGCUCCUUCAGCACUGAGGGUGUAUGGUCAGUACCUCAACCUGGACAAGGACCACAAUGGCAUGCUUAGUAAAGAGGAGCUUGCCAGGUAUGGCACAGGGACCUUGACUGAUGUUUUCCUGGACCGUGUCUUCCAGGAGUGUUUGACCUACGAUGGAGAGAUGGAUUACAAGACUUACCUGGAUUUUGUUCUGGCCCUUGAGAAUAGGAAGGAGUCCCAGGCUCUGCAGUACCUCUUCAGGAUUCUAGAUGUCCAGAACAGAGGUUAUCUCAAUGUCUUCUCCCUCAAUUACUUUUUUAGGGCUAUUCAGGAUCAGAUGAAGUUGCAUGGUCAGGAGCCUGUGUCAUUCCAGGAUGUGAAGGAUGAGAUAUUUGACAUGGUGAAGCCGGCUGACCCUCUACAUAUAACAUUACAGGAUCUGGUCUGCAGUGGUCAGGGUGACACAGUUGUCAGUAUACUGAUUGACCUUAAUGACUUCUGGACAUAUGAGAACAGAGAGUAUGCUGUGGCUGAGACGUCCGAGACAGAAGAGGUGGAGGUGUGAGCUGGGGCAGGUCAGCGCCUAGUUCAGUGAGUCAGCUCAUUGUCACCGAACAUUCAUCAUAUCAAGAGGAGUACUGUGCAAAGUGAACAGACUCUGUAACGCUGUCAUCCUAAAGUUACUGUCGAAAAUACAUGGACCUCACUGCAUUCAUUAAAAAGAGUGAGGUGUCUUCAUAAUUCAUUGUUUCAUACAUUUUGGCUCACUUACAAUUUAGAAACAAGGAGAAUUCUUCAACAAUAAAAUGUCUCAGUUUGUCAGGAUAUGCACUUAUUCUGUCAGUGUAACUAUUGUGAAACUACUGUUUUUAGCAGUAAGUCAUUGUUCUCACAGUCAUUUGAAAGCAGUUUUGUGUUGUGAUAGUGUUUUACCUGCUUCUUAUUCUCUACAUAUUAAGGUUUUUAGUCCUGCUCUUAAUGCUAUACGCUUGUUUAUAAUUGAGUUAAAUGGUAAGACUUGCCCGGGGCUCCAGCUGUCAUUUUGUUUUCGCUUUGUUGUGUUUUGCAUUUCUUCAAACAGUAUUAUUUAAAACAAAUGUUGCAAAGUACGUCAUACACAGGUUAUUUCUAUUCAGUGUACGGAUAAAUUUUCGAGUUUGGAAUGUGUGAAAAAUGUCAUUACUGCUAUGUGUAUAUCUUAAUGCAUUUAUUGCUAAGCGAUCAAGAACUUCACAGAAGCCUUGAGUAUCUGAGUAUGAAUACGCUAUUGGGUGAAUUACAUCUACUGUAGACAAUUUUGUCAUGUUGUGUAUCAGUUACAUACUUGUGCGAUUCCUGCAUUUAGUGGAAUUCUAAUACUUGUUCUUCAUUAAUGCUAUGCUUUUAUCACUUUCACUAUUUGAUAUUUAUGAAAUACUUCACAAUAAACUACGCAAUUAAGAUUAAUAUGCCUUUGUUUUUAAAAGUAUGGAUUGUUAGAGAUGUCUCAAGAUGUGUCAACGUGAUAAAUUGUGACACAAACUGCCAGGUAUGUGUUAAACAGUUGUGUACAGAUAUUGUGAUUUGUUUGACAUGAAGGUUCUGAUGAUGUUGAAUAUACAUACUUUGGCAGAUCAGACAACUGUUGAUGUCUGUGUUACUGUUUAACAAAGCUAUCAGAGGAUAU
Messenger RNA from Liolophura sinensis, 2582 nucleotides. RefSeq names its product serine/threonine-protein phosphatase 2A regulatory subunit B'' subunit gamma-like. NCBI's taxonomy places the organism in Eukaryota, Metazoa, Mollusca, Polyplacophora, Chitonida, Chitonidae. The transcript has 13 exons. Bases 108 to 1481 code for a protein of 457 amino acids. Gene Ontology annotation, biological process: positive regulation of B cell differentiation; cortical cytoskeleton organization; T cell homeostasis. The record is from RefSeq and is a predicted model, not a curated record. Gene Ontology annotation, cellular component: spindle; centrosome.